AAGACUUGAGAGUCAAGAUAUAUAUGUCUAUAAGUCGUAGCGAUCCUCUUGUGGUGGGAAGAGUUGUUGGAGAUGUUCUUGAUCCUUUCACCAGGUUGGUCUCUCUUAGGGUCACUUAUGGCCAUAGAGAGGUUACGAAUGGCUUGGAUCUAAGGCCUUCUCAAGUUCUCAACAAACCAAUGGUGGAGGUUGGAGGAGAUGACCUCAGAAAUUUCUAUACUUUGGUUAUGGUGGAUCCAGAUGUGCCGAGUCCAAGCAACCUACACCUCCGAGAAUAUCUGCAUUGGUUGGUGACUGAUAUACCUGCCACAACUGGAACCGCCUUUGGUAAGUUUAAUAAUUCACUCAAUAGUCAUAGACCAUCAAAAAAGCUUUAGUCCGAUAGAUCUAUAGUCAUAGACCAUCAAAGAAGCGGCACAUCUGAUGCUAUUCUUGGCCUUUCUAGCAAAGGAUGCAACCCAACCUGAUCUUCCCUGAGAACACCAUAAAGAGGAUCAUCUUCUUUAAUCACCAAAUCUUUUUUGGCGUUGUCCACCUUACGACCCAACUUCCUAUCUAAGAGCUUAUCCUCAAGGAGUUUAAGAAUCAAAGGACAGUCCACAUCCACAUGAGUGAGUCUUUGGCAGUUGUAACAAAAAUAUAUUUAUGAUAAUUUUUAUGAUAAUUAAAUAUAUAUUUAAAUAUA
Camelina sativa (false flax) is the source of this 685-nucleotide messenger RNA. RefSeq names its product protein TWIN SISTER of FT-like. The record is from RefSeq and is a predicted model, not a curated record. NCBI's taxonomy places the organism in Eukaryota, Viridiplantae, Streptophyta, Magnoliopsida, Brassicales, Brassicaceae.